AUAUAUCGAUGGUAGUGACGUCAAACUGUAAUUUUGAGUUUCGUACAAAGGCCCCCUUUUCUAUAAUCUGAAAAAGAUAAGAUAGUAAACAAAAUAUUAUCCUAUUUCGUAUAUAUAUAUCCUUACUUUUCUAUUAUCCUUGUAUAAAAUCAGAUAUUGAAUAAGAUUUAACAAUUUUAAAUUCGUCGCUAGAGGCGAUAAUGUAGCUGGACCAGCGAUUUUUACGGUUUCUUCCUAGCCAUAAAAUGAGUUCCAAAGAGAAAAGUAUAGGAGAAACCAUCAAAAGCUAUUUCAAGCGAAAUAAAGGUAAUUUUACUAACCGUAGUGAAGUUUUAUGUAUUAGCGAAGAAUUACUUAAAGAUAUAGGAAAAGAUUCUCCGAUAAAUACGAGAUUACGUUUACUUAAAGAAUAUAGUUCAAAAGUAGCUGAAAGUAAAUUAGAAAACACUGCAGUCGAAAAAUUAUGGAAAGCCAUAGAGGAUUUGUUCAGUAUAGAUUACCCAACUGAAGUUCGUCAUUCGGCUUUUCACUUUUUGCAAUCACUGGUGAAGGGUCAGUUGAAUUUAAACGAAAUUAUGAGAGCAAUUUUUUAUCAGUUUAUCACCCAGCAUAACAUACCAGAAGACACAGGACAAAGAUUCGACUUACUCAACAUCUUAACGUUAAACGGUGUAAGUGUAUUACAUUUCGAGGAAAAAGUCGGAAAAUUUUUACUCGAUUGGGUACCAGAUAUAAGCAAAGCUGGUAAAACUGAAGAUUAUCUGAGUAUGUUGGAUAAUCUAGUAAGAUACAAUGCUGCUUAUUUAGACGAUGUAGUCAUAGCCGGUUUUAUACACCACAUUUGUGUAUUCUGCUGUAGUAACAGUACUAGAACUGUGCAAUUAUGUUUACAAUUAAUGUCUUCAAUAGUCGCUUACGGUAAUAUGCCACCGGAUUCCUUGCCCAAAUUCAUAGCUGCCCUUUGUAGAACAGUAAACUGUGAAGAAUAUUGCAUGUCGAGUUGGACGGUAAUUAAAAAGUUAUUGGGUACUCACAUGGGACAUUCCGCUUUAUACACCAUGUGUAAGAUUCUACAAGAUCCAGAUCUUAAGCACGAUACUGAUCUGUUGAGAGGAGCUGUAUUUUAUAUUCACAUGGCACUUUGGAGUUCUACUCCUUUAACAAACUUACAUUGUCCACCGAGCUCUGUACUUCCAUCAUUUUUUAGGGCCGUGAAAUGUAAUCAGGCGGCGGUCGCGUACGAAGUUAUCCUAGGUUUACAACAAUUAAUCGUUAGUCGUGGUGCAGAUUUACAAGAUCCCGCUUGGUCGAUACUAUUACAAAUAAUUUCUUACAUAAUUUCAAAUAUAGAUCUAUCGGCUACCAAUUCUCUGAAUAAAUUGAUAAUUGCUCAUUUACACGAAACUCUCGAUGCCAUCGAGAGAUUGAUGAAACUCGAUAGUUAUAACGGUUCCGAGAAGGAGUUUUAUGAUAUUAUAGAGCAAUUUUCCACCGAAAGACCGGAACAAUCCGUAUUGGGACUUAUUGGAUACCAUUCGCAUAAUAUCGUACCUACGGAACAUCUGUGGUUGACAAAUUUGUACAAUUUGUUGCACAAAUAUUUCAGGUGCGAAAUCAGGAGGAACGUUAAAUUGAAAGUUUUGGAAGCUUUAUCAGAUGUCAUUCGAUUAAACAGGAGACAGUACGACGACGAACUUAUCGAUCGAAUUGUUGUACCACACAUGACGAAUAUCGUUCAAUGUAAUGAUAUCGUUGUAAGAUCAUCAGUCGCCAAUUUGUUAAUAGAUCUUUGUCUCGAAUGCGAAGCAAGGAAAUGUUCCGAUAUCUUAGAUAUAUUAGAAAAGAUGUUGUUACGCCCUUACGAUCCUCAUUUAAACGAAGGUACCGAAAACGAUUUCUCCGAUAUAAAAUGCGUUAUAGAAGGACUGAUAAAAAUUUUCAUUACCAUAAUACACAAAUUACCAUCUUCCCAUGCCGUUAAAAUUUACGAAAUGUUGGUCAAAUUUUUGGAAUUGCAUUACGACAAACCUAAAUUAUUCGAAAAUUGCAACGGUAUCAGAAAAAUGAUUUUCGGAUUCUUUUUGAAAAUAAGAGCCGACGCUUUGUACCAUUUGGGUUACCAGGACGAUAAAACCAUCAAAUACAGUCCGUACAUUUGUGUCGUUUAUAAAAAUAGCGAAAGGUUCAAUUUGGGUUCUCCGGUACCUCAAUCCCCGGCUCCGGUACAAAGAUUACCCGUUAUAGUAACGUACGUAUCGUUGAGGAGAGCCUUCAAGAUAUUCGUCACUUGUUUGAAAUUAGAAAGAGAUUGGGAAGUAUUAAGUUUAGUACUCACCGAAAUGACAAAAUGUUUACAAAAUAAAUCGCUCAUCUUAUCAAGAAACGGUAAUACCGAAUUGGAACCGUUCGUAGAAGUUUUGUGUUCAAUGAUAACUGAAAAAAUUUACAACGUUCCCGAAUCUCUUAACGUAAAAGUAUCCAGACAAGAUUUUAACGCCACCAUACUCCCGUUGAUAAUAAAUUUGGUUUCUUAUAACAAUUUCAUGGAUCAAAUUCACCAUCAAAAAAUAAUCAGGAGUCUCGUUAAAUGUUCUCAUACGAUCGGUCCUAGAAGUUCCAAGCAUUCCAUAACCGCUUUGACGAUUUGUAUACUAGAAAUGAGGGAGGCGAUGGUGAAGAUGUUACCAGAGGUGUUGCUUAAUUUAUCCAAAAUAUCUGCCACCAUACACAUAUCGAUUCCGGUAUUGGAAUUUUUGUCGACUUUGGCGCAAGUUCCCAGGGUUUAUUCGAAUUUCGUUGCCGAUCAAUAUAUGUCUGUGUUUGCGAUAUCGCUUCCUUACACCAACGCCUUCAGAUACGACCAUUACACGGUCUCUUUAGCCCAUCACGUGAUCGCUGUUUGGUUCUUGAAAUGUCGAUUGUCGUUGCGAAGGGAUUUUGUUAAAUUCAUCACCAAGGGUCUACAAACUCACGUAUUGGAUCCCCUCCAACAACACCGACCGGGUCUGUUCGAUCAGAAUUUGGGGGAAAUAAAUAACCAAGAAUUGAAUCAGGAUAGUUCGGAUCGCAAAAGGAGUUCCAGUCUUACCGAACAAGGUUCCAGAAAGAGAUCGGCGACUGUUUCUUCCGGUCAAUCUAUAAAUUUGUUGAAACCCCCCGGUAGGAAUCUUGUAACUAAAGAAUAUUAUGAAGAACUUACGGAAACUUGUCUCGAUCUUAUGGCCAGAUAUUCGUAUUCUCCCUGUAGCGCUUUACCUACGAGGUUACCCGUUGGGGAAUUUCUAAUGAGUGGAGGACAGACCAUGUCCUGGUUAGUUGGUAAUAAAAUAAUAACGGUCACUACCAGCGGUUGUUCGACCAAGAUACUCAAAAACGGUUUGUGCGAUAAAUGUUGGAACAUGUGCAGUAACCAAAACGACAGUAGAAGAACCAAAUCGAGUCGUAGCGGCAGUAACGAUAUGGAGGACGUAAGGGAUAAAUCGAAUACUUCACCCGCCGAAGACAAUAAGAAAAUAAGCGAAAAAUUAGAAAGAGUCUCCUCUAAAUUACGACAAUUCGCCACGAAUCUGAGACAAGAAAAAGAAACUUGCAACUGUUGGUGUUCCGGUUGGGCUGAAAUUUAUAUUAGAAGACCUACCGGUGACAUGUCUUGGGUGAUGAGGAUCGAAAAUAACGUAACCUUCACGCACGCCAUCUACGAUUUUCCUUUAAACGACGUUUCGACGUUAUUCAGGCCAUCGUUGACGCCCGCCGAAACGAAUCCGCAUUCUAAACCCCCGUUAGGCAGACAAGUAUCCGAAGAGGAUAAUAACGAAGAAGUAGCCUCCGGAUCGAACGUUAUUUCGCAAGAAUCCCCACGACGGACACCGUCGAGGCAAAAUUCGAGGGAUAGUGUCGACGAUGACGCCGAUACAAUUUACGACGACAACGGCAGAUCUAGAAAUCCAGUUCGCCGAUCGAAUUCCAGUCCGGAGAUGUCUGCUAGUUGGAAAAAUCCUUUUCUACAUCAAAAACCCGACGAAGACGCGAAAAGUUCCGAAGACGAGGUCGGAAAGAAAACUAAAGGUUAUUCGAAAGAUAUGAGGGUGAGUUGUGAAGCGAUACCGGAAGAAAUCGCCGGUUCGGGUACGACGCCUCCUUCCAACGAUCCCGUACAACAAGCCUCGAAAUCGGAUCAAUCUCAAUCGAAAUACGCGACGACUUCUACAUUGCAUCCGACCCUUCUCAGUUGCCACAGUUAUCCUGGAUCGUCUCCUCCUAAUGAAAAUAUUCCUUCAAAACCGUAUCAGACCGUACCUCCAACGCCUAACGUUACUACUUUUAGCGCACAACAACCGGAAUUUACGAAGAGACCUACAAAUUUACCGAGUUUGUCCAAUUUGGUACCUCUAAGUGGUAAACCUCCGCAAAGUCCUACACAAACGUCGCCUAGAUUCAGUAGACAUGCACUGGGAAAAGACGGCGGUCGAGAAAUACAGAAAAGCUCGUCGUCUUCGACUAUAGAAAAAAAUAGCGCUUUGAAUUGGGCCAGGGAAAGAGCAAGGGAACGCAAAAAUAGCGGAAGUGUCGAACGAUUGACCACAGCAGAUCCCAAUCUGACCCAAAAACGGGAUAGAGUCUACACGAUAUCGACGAGUAGUCCAGCAACAAGAUCAUCUCGCGAUCUCCUACAAGAAGAAAAGAAAAAACAAAAGGAACCGCCAAAAAAUGGCAUCAAUCCCAGUUUCGUAUUUUUGCAAUUAUUUCACCUACCGAACUUUUCCAGCAACAACGAAAGACCGAUGCUGAUAGAAAAUAAUGAUGUAGUUCAAAGGGCGGUCAAGGUUUUGGAUAGUAUCCCACCAUAUGAGGUUCACAAAAUCGGUGUUAUUUACGUCAGAGACGGGCAGACGAAUUCGGAGCCAGAUAUACUAAAAAAUCGUUUCGGAUCCUUGAGAUAUGUUGAAUUUUUACAGCAACUCGGAGAACUAGUGAGGUUAGAAGACGUCGAUCCUCAGAUUUUCUACCUAGGCGGAAUUGAUAAACGUGGUAACGACGGAAAAUUCGCUUACGUCUGGCAGGACGACGUAAUAAGGGUUAUGUUUUACGUGGCAACUAUAAUGCCCAACAAAAAAUCCGAUCCUACUUGUAACAAUAAAAAGAUGCACAUUGGAAACGCCUUCGUUACCAUAGUUUACAACGAGAGCGGCGAGGAUUUUAAUAUGAACGUCCUUAAGGGACAAUUUACAUUUGCAUGUAUAAUAAUCCAACCGUUAGACCACGGUAUCAACAGAGUAAUGGUGAAAGUGAAAAAAGAACUUUCAUACUUGGUGACGCCUGGUGAUCCAAAAUUGAUAUCAGAUCGAAACGUCGGCAUCUUGGCGAGGCAAUUGGCGAUCCAUUCGAAUAUGGCAUCAUUAGUUACUAAAUCUUUACUAAGCAAGUCCUGCAAAAAUGUGGAUGAAUCGUCGGCAUCUAGUUGGUUGGAGAGAUUGAGGAAAAUUAAAUUGAUUCGUGAAAAAGUGGAAUCGGAUCUGAAGAAAGCAAAAGAGGAAAAGAGUAGAAAGGAAGGAAAAGAAGCAAAGGAGAGUAAAGACGUGAAUGAAAAGGACGAUAAUACCGAAUCUUGUAGAGCAGUUAAAAAUUUUGCUGAAGAUUUUACAGAUUAUACAUAAUUUUGGACUGAUUAAUAUUCAUUUUAAUUUGUGUUUGUCUUUUAAAUGUUAACUUUUUGUUGUUUUUUUUAUUGAUAAUUAUCCAAGUAUACCUUUUACAUAAAAUGUAAGUGGACGUAAACCCUUACUGUAACUAGUUACUGUAGAAAUUUUAUUUUCAAUUAUAUAUUUGCACCAAUAAAUGUAAAAAUAAUA
Messenger RNA from Diorhabda carinulata, 5849 nucleotides. It is a transcript of the gene gig, whose product is annotated as tuberin. NCBI's taxonomy places the organism in Eukaryota, Metazoa, Arthropoda, Insecta, Coleoptera, Chrysomelidae. The transcript is spliced from 22 exons. The record is from RefSeq and is a predicted model, not a curated record. The coding region runs from base 246 to 5654 and encodes 1802 amino acids. Gene Ontology annotation, cellular component: nucleus; TSC1-TSC2 complex; cytoplasm. Gene Ontology annotation, biological process: positive regulation of GTPase activity; regulation of small GTPase mediated signal transduction; negative regulation of Wnt signaling pathway. Gene Ontology annotation, molecular function: GTPase activator activity.